UAUCCGUCGUCCAGGUCUCCACACCUCUCUGGGCGCCUACUCCCUCGGUCUCUUUCUUGGGUCCAAACUUUUGAGGUGGACGGGCGGUGAGGAGAGGAGGGCAGAGGGGCGGCGCGCAGCUGGGAGGCGCUUCAGCACCGCGGCCAGUGCCCGCUGCAGACGCCCCGCCAGGAGCUGCGGGCUGCGCGCCGGGAGCCGGGAGCAGCGUGGACGCCCCGCUCCGAGAUGCCUGCGGAAUGAUCGCCCCCCAGGGCGGCUGCUGGGGCUGCCGCUGCCUCGGGCUCCGCGCGGCUCUGACCCGCGGGCGGGAAGUGCAACUGGAGGGGAAGGUCUCGGUCUCCGCAGUGACCCUGGAGCGGCGACAGAAGAGAGAGUGAAGAGGCGGCACCCAACCCAGGGCAGGAUGCAGGCGACGGCGCACCUGCUCAAUCUGCUGCUGCUGUCGCUGCUGGCUGGAUUCGGUCCUUCCCAGACGCAGGUCAGCCCCAAGGAGGGGUGGCAGGUGUACAGCUCCGCGCAGGACCCCGACGGGCGAUGCAUCUGCACGGUGGUGGCUCCGGAGCAGAGCCUGUGCUCCCGGGAUGCCAAGAGCAGGCAGCUGCGCCAGCUGCUGGAAAAGGUUCAGAACAUGUCCCAGUCCAUCGAAGUCUUAAACCUGAGGACUCAGAGAGAUUUCCAGUAUGUUCUAAAAAUGGAAACCCAGAUGAAGGGGCUGAAGGCCAAGUUCCGGCAGAUUGAAGACGACCGGAAGACGCUCAUGACCAAGCACUUCCAGGAGCUGAAGGAGAAGAUGGACGAGCUCCUGCCGCUGAUCCCCGUGCUGGAGCAGUACAAGACGGACGCGCGGCUCAUCACCCAGUUCAAGGAGGAGAUCCGGAACCUGUCGGCCGUGCUCACCGGGAUCCAGGAGGAGCUGGGCGCCUAUGACUACGAGGAGCUGCACCUUAGGGUGCUCAGCCUGGAGACCCGGCUCCGCGACUGCAUGAAGAAGCUCACGUGUGGCAAGUUGAUGAAAAUCACAGGCCCAAUUACAGUCAAGACGUCUGGAACCCGAUUCGGUGCCUGGAUGACUGAUCCUCUAGCAUCCGAGAAAAACAACAGAGUCUGGUACAUGGACAGUUACACUAACAACAAAAUAGUCCGGGAGUACAAAUCCAUGGCCGACUUUGUCAGCGGGGCUGAAUCAAGGACCUACAACCUCCCUUUCAAGUGGGCAGGCACCAACCAUGUGGUCUACAAUGGCUCGCUCUACUUCAACAAGUACCAGAGCAACAUUGUCAUCAAGUAUAGCUUCGACCUGGGCAGGGUGCUGGCCCAGCGCAGCCUGGAGUACGCCGGCUUCCAGAACGUCUACCCCUACACCUGGGGCGGCUUCUCCGACAUCGACCUGAUGGCCGAUGAAAUCGGGCUGUGGGCCGUGUAUGCCACCAACCAGAACGCGGGCAACAUCGUCAUCAGCCAGCUGAACCCCGACACCCUGGAGGUGGCCAAGAGCUGGAACACGGGCUACCCCAAGCGGAGCGCCGGGGAGUCCUUCAUGAUCUGCGGGACCCUGUAUGUCACCAACUCCCACCUGACCGGGGCCAAGGUGUACUAUUCCUACUCCACCAAGACCUCCAGCUACGAGUACACGGACAUCCCCUUCCACAACCAGUACUUCCACAUCUCCAUGCUGGACUACAACGCCAGGGACCGGGCACUCUACGCCUGGAACAACGGCCACCAGGUUCUGUUCAAUGUCACCCUCUUCCACAUCAUCAAGACCGAGGACGACACAUAAGCGAGUGUAACCUGUUUCCACCGAGCUACACCGUGUCAUUUGUGACCCAUUCCCUAGGACUCCUGUGGUGUUGCUUUUCUUCCUUAGAGUGUCCCCGCCCUUUCCCCAAAGCAUUUCUAUCAUCACGUGGGUGUUCCGGAAAAUUCCGCGGGGCCCGCCUCAGUGAACCCAUUGGACACACAUCGGAACUCCUGCAUUCACAAGGCCUAUCAUGUCCUUGUCAUGAGAAGCACUACGGAGAGCUUACGUGGCUAAAGUCAUACUUUUGCAAAAGAUUAAUGGUCUGCCUUAUACUAGUGUCAGAGACUAAUGGUAGCUUCAAUGCAUGAAUGUCUCUCUCUCUCUCUCUCUUUUUUUCAACUCUGCCACUUCUUACUAUAUGUCUCUAGCUCCACAUCAGAAAACAUUCUGGUAGGAAUCAGAAGAAAAAAGGAAGAAAAAGGAAAAAAGCACUUUUCCCCCAUUCAUUUCUAAAACAGACGUCAGGAUUUCAUUUACACGGGGACGAACACGCCGUCUCGCUGUUCCCCGGUCCUCUGGCGCGGUGCUGUACAGCCAUUUUUAAAUCUCUUGCUAACAUUUGAUUGGCAACCUGUAUUUCUACCAUUGUGACCACCAUUGUGCAAUUGUAUCUCUUCACUUCUGUGACAGUAAGUGAUGUUUUUUUAUAAACGACACUGAAGUUCAAUCUCAGUGAUCCUCCUGGGUCCAUGUCCAAGUGUGGUCCCAAGGAAGUAUCUUCCCGGCUUCCCUUUCCCAUGGUAGUGUAAGCUAAACAGGAAAGCAGACCAGGCCCCUUCCUUCCAGUCUUUAUUUGACCCCUGACACACAAUGGACCACGGACGCGCAAGGCCACACAGACUCGGCACGGGCGAGGCAGUCUGCUCACCCUGCUGAACGCAACCCUUAGUCACACAAAUUAAACUCGAGUUGACUAUAUUCCUUCAUGAUACGACCAAACAAAUUUUGUUCUUUGUAAUGAAAUAUCUCAGUGUUUUAACUUAUAUUUCACACACAACUUGCAAUAAUGUAAUUCCUUGUGCCAGCACUAGAAAAGUACAU
This is a messenger RNA of Myotis daubentonii (Daubenton's bat), 2842 nucleotides long. RefSeq names its product olfactomedin 3 (gene OLFM3). The record is from RefSeq and is a predicted model, not a curated record. Gene Ontology annotation, biological process: signal transduction. Lineage: Eukaryota; Metazoa; Chordata; Mammalia; Chiroptera; Vespertilionidae.